Messenger RNA from Eleginops maclovinus (Patagonian blennie), 2109 nucleotides. RefSeq names its product dual specificity protein phosphatase 18. Lineage: Eukaryota; Metazoa; Chordata; Actinopteri; Perciformes; Eleginopidae. Gene Ontology annotation, cellular component: cytoplasm. Gene Ontology annotation, biological process: protein dephosphorylation. The transcript has 4 exons. The record is from RefSeq and is a predicted model, not a curated record. The coding region runs from base 1026 to 1625 and encodes 199 amino acids. Gene Ontology annotation, molecular function: MAP kinase tyrosine/serine/threonine phosphatase activity.
GUUCAUCAGGAAUCAGGUUUCUCACAAACAGUCUUUGGUCCUCAGUUUUUCCGGUCAGAUUGGAAGGGUUUUCCCGCUCACGGUCCUUUUGAUUGCUGCCGCUGCAGCGCCGCUCAUGAAACGCAUCCCAGCGCUGCCGCCCGGCAGGAGCGACACCACGCUCACCGCGAUAACGGCGACCUGCAGCGCGGCACCCAGCGCGGUGAGCGCGGUGCUGUGGAGGCUCAGUGCCGCGUACAGAGUGCCGCCCAGCGAGCACAGGUAGGCGGCGAACGCUGGGGAGGAGCGCAGACUUGCGAACAACCUGCUGGGGCCGCGCAGCACCGCCGCUGCCGCGAUGGCGAACAGCGACCCGAGCGACCAGAGUAAAGCGAACUUCCGGGCGUAAAGCAGCAGCAGCGGCGCGUAGAGCGCGGAGAGCGCAAAGCAGAGCGCGGAGAGCGCGGCAAACAGCGCGGCGCCGACCAGCCUCUGGCCACGCGUCAGACCCGGCAGACAGGCGUCCGGCUCCGGGGACCAGGGCCAGGAAAACCCGCUGCUGGAGCUUGAGUUGGAGCUUAGGCCCGACGGACUGCUAGACCACGGGCUGGACCACCGGCCGAACCAGCUCCCUGAGACCGGCUCCGGGUCCUCCGGCAGCUCCACCGCGGUGCUGCUCCGCGCUCCGCCGCCUUUAGACUCCUUACUUUGGGACAGAUACUCCUGCAGCUGCCGGUUCAGGUCCGCCAUGACGGAGGAGCUAACAGGCUAACGGCUAACAGGAAGACGUUCUUCUUCUUUCAGUUUAAUGCGUGUGGUAUCCACCCUAAAGGAGCAUAACCGCCACCUGUCUGACAUCACGUAUCAGCAAAUGUAAUCUCCAAGGUAAAUGGAGAAGGGUGUGUUUGCAGAGUCCCUGCGGUCCUGAUGGGGAGCUCAUCCAUCAUGAGGAGCCAGGAUUCAAACAGACGGGUUUUUGAGUGGUACCUGGGCCAAAACCAGAUACCAAAUCACAUUCUAAAUCCCUCACAAUACAAGGAAAAAAAAUGGCGGUGUCUCAGAUCACACCCACACUCUUCCUGGGGGGGGCGGAGGCGGCCCUGAACACAUCGCUGCUGUCGCAGAAAGGCAUCACACUGAUCGUAAAUGCCACGCUGAGCCACGCUGGCCCCGCCCUCAAGGGGGUGGAGUUUGUUCGAGUCCCGGUGCCAGACCUGCCCGGUGCCCGCCUCGGGGAUCACUUCGACCGCGUGGCGGAGCGCAUCCACGGCAACCGUGGGGGGAGCACGCUGGUGCACUGCGUGGUGGGGAUGAGCCGGUCGCCGGCGCUGGUGAUGGCCUACCUGAUGCGUUACCGCGCUGUGACGCUGCGGCAGGCGCACCACUGGGUGCAGGAUCAGCGGCCCUGUGUCCGGCUCAACGCCGGCUUCUGGGAGCAGCUUCUGCAGUACGAGCGCCGGCUGUACGGGAAGAACACCGUCAGGGUGGCGCCGGAAACUCCGCCGCUCACCCCGAGGUCGUCGAGGUCGGUGCCGCAGACAAACCACCUUGCGCUCGUCCCCCGGUCGCUCCUGAUGACCCGGACACCCCCCUUAACACCGACAAACAGGAGGAGAAGAGGAGCCAAACCUAGCAGCAGAGUCUGAAAAUCUAAACCAGAGGCCGGUCCACGGACGGGAAGACAACCUCCAGCUGUUUCAGUCUGUCAUGUUCCUGCAGCGUCUCUGACCUGCUCUCUUUAUAUUAAAGUGAAGACAUUAAACACAUCACCCUCUGACCCUCUGGGACAUACAUUUCAAAUAUGUCGUGACUUUUUUCCACCAAAACAUGAGUCGAUAAUCGAUGGUUGUAGACCUAGUAUAAAACUACAUUACCCACAAUGCACGACUGACUCGGUGGGGACCUGCAACCAGAGGUAUUGUUUGGAUAAAUUGGAAAACCCACUGAUGAGGGCCUCUUUAAUGCGUGGGGUAAAGUCAGAUGCUGGAGAGACAGGUCGAGAAUAAGACCCUCCUCAUCAAAGACUUCCUGGUUCUUCUCAGAUCUGAAGGCCCGAUCCGAUGUCCUCUGAAGGAAAACGCUGACCAGAAGAAACCCAGUGAAAAGCAAAGAGCUUCAGCCUUUAUUUUA